CCCUGUACCUGUAUGUUCUCCUGUAAAUGCGUGCGCCACCGACUUCAUGACUCCCUCGCUGUCCCCUCGCGUCUUCUCACGGAAGGAGGUGGCCCAACAUUGCACGAAGGACUCGUGUUGGGUACUUUUAGGGACCCGUGUCUACGAUGUUUCGGGAUUUCUUCGACUGCAUCCGGGCGGGGAGACUCUGAUUUUAAGCCGCUCGGGAACAGACAUCGCUGGAGCGUUGGACGGACCGCCGCACCGGCACUCCGAGAACGCCCGGCGUUGGAUGGAACAAUAUUACAUUGGUGAAGUGGACAGAAAUAGCGCAACAACAACACAGACACUGAGGAAGAGGAGGAAGGCCUCAGAACACACAGAGGAGGAAGAACAGAUGCCGGCCACCCGCUGCAGCAAAGUGGAUCUCCAGACGGACCUGGUGGACUGGCAGAAGCCCCUGGCGUGGCAGGUGGGGCACCUGGGGGAGAAGUACGAUACCUGGGUCCACCAACCUGUGGACCGACCCAUUCGCUUCUUCCAGUCCGAACUGAUGGAGGCCACUACCAAGACAUCCUGGUAUAUGGUGCCUUUAGUCUGGAUGCCUCUGGUGUUGUAUCUCAGCUGGUACUGCUACACCACCCUGGCACAGGAAAAGACCAGGCUAUUCCUCACCAAAGAAUACUCCAUCAUAGUCCACUGGUACUGCUUCCCCUUCCUCUUCCUGCUGGGCAUGUUCAUGUGGACCUUCAUCGAGUACUGCAUCCACCGCUUCCUAUUCCACAUGCGCCCGCCAGCCCACAACUAUUACCUCAUCACCCUGCACUUCCUGCUGCAUGGCCAGCAUCACAAGUCCCCGUUUGACGGGGCCCGGCUGGUCUUCCCUCCCGGGCUGGCCUCCCCCGUCAUCGGGGGAUUCUACCUCCUGUUCAGCCAGAUCUUCCCAGCGGGGGUGAGCCAGUCCCUGUUUGUGGGGGGGCUGUGUGGCUACGUGGUUUACGACUUGAUCCACUACUACCUGCACUACGGCUCACCCAAGCAAGGCUCCUACAUGCACAAGCUCAAGGCCUACCACGUCAAGCACCACUUCGAACACCAGAGAGCUGGUUUUGGCAUUACCACCACGUUGUGGGACCACCCUUUCAACACUGCGAUCCCGGACGAGCCCACAGAGAGGGCCGACUGAUAUGAGGGGCCUCUCCGACUGAUAGGAGGGGACUCAGCACUCCCCUCUCCCUUCACACUUCCACUUCCUGUGUUAAACCCCAGUAAUGAGAGAGAAUUUCCCCUUUCCAGCACAGGAUCUGACACACUGAUAUUUAUUUAUUUGAUUUAUUGAGGUUUAUUAAAUCUAAAGAGAAGAGAGAGAUUAAUAUUUGUCAAUGUGUGUCUCUGAGAGACUCAUGGGGGUGCUCCACUAACAGUCAGUGUAAUACCAACAAGUGGAUGAGUACUAGGUCCUUGGCUCCUGUUCUAUGCUCAACAGGAUCAUCUGCAAAACUUGCUCAACUUCCUAGGGUUUUUUUUAUAUAUGAGGGCACAUAUCUAUGCCUAUAAACUUGGUAUUAACCUAAUGUGGAACCAAAACAUUCUAGUUGUUUGCAGGUAGUGAAGUAGCUCCAAGCUUCAGUAUCUGCAAACAGGUAAAAUGAUGGCCUGCCUGAUCUGGCUGAAACCAGCAUCACCGCCUACUCCACCCUGCAUCAACACCCCCUAGCCUCUGAUUGGACCAAGUCAUACAGCUAUUCCUGAAGAGUUUGUUAGGGAAAUACAAUACCCUGUACAAGAAAGACAUCAGCUUUAUUAAGGGGGAAUUGGAUUGUUGGAUGUGUUCUUUACCCAGAAAUAUUCUUCUACUUUUCCAAGUCUGUUUCCUACUAUAUGUUUCAUAAACUUUUGAUAUUGAAAUAUCAGU
This is a messenger RNA of Megalops cyprinoides (Indo-Pacific tarpon), 1894 nucleotides long. RefSeq names its product fatty acid 2-hydroxylase-like. Gene Ontology annotation, biological process: lipid biosynthetic process; fatty acid metabolic process. NCBI's taxonomy places the organism in Eukaryota, Metazoa, Chordata, Actinopteri, Elopiformes, Megalopidae. The coding region runs from base 47 to 1165 and encodes 372 amino acids. Gene Ontology annotation, molecular function: fatty acid 2-hydroxylase activity; iron ion binding; heme binding. The record is from RefSeq and is a predicted model, not a curated record. Gene Ontology annotation, cellular component: endoplasmic reticulum; membrane. The transcript has 7 exons.